Bipolaris victoriae FI3 is the source of this 408-nucleotide messenger RNA. RefSeq lists its product as hypothetical. The transcript has a single exon. The coding region runs from base 1 to 408 and encodes 135 amino acids. The record is from RefSeq and is a predicted model, not a curated record. NCBI's taxonomy places the organism in Eukaryota, Fungi, Ascomycota, Dothideomycetes, Pleosporales, Pleosporaceae.
AUGCCACUAACAUGGUCGAUGCGCACUGUGCACCUUUCAUCCUUCUCCACAUGCUCUCCGCCGCUCGACCAAGCUGCCAUGUACCUACAUAGUGAGAUCAUCCCUACUCGCUCUCCAACCUCGCCGGCCUCAAAUCCUCCACCUGCUCCCGUGGCACAAGAUGGAACACUCCAGAUAAUGUCCCCCGCUGCCCAUCUCCAUCUCCACCACCACCAUCACACACCACGUUCCUUACCCGCUUCACUACACCUAAACGUCUUGGAUCCCAUACCACCGUCUGUCUCACGUGGGUCUGUGCCUUCCGCCAGCUCUUGCAACACCCACAGUCCCCGGCCACAUCCUCGUCAGUUACCACACAGAGGCAGAGCCCUUUCAUCAGCCUUCUUCCCGAGCCACAGUGGUCCGUGA